AUGAGUGUUAUAGUAAUGGACAAUGGAACUGGAUUCUGCAAAGCGGGGUUAGCUGGUGAUGCCACGCCAUUGGUUGAAUUUCCAUCAGUCGUAGGAAGACCUAGAUACAUACCUGUUGUUGCCGGCCUCAACUACCGAAGUUUAUACGUGGGUGGUGCAGCUCAAUCACGUCGAGGCAUCCUCCGGCUAUCGUAUCCCAUCCGCCAGGGCAUUGUCCGCGAUUGGGAAGAUAUGGAAGUCAUCUGGGAACACACCUUCCACCACCUGUUGGACAUAGAUCCUUCGGAUUACGCGGUCAUCGUCUCGGAAGCUCCUAAGAAUCCCUUGCGAAAUCGGGAGAAGAUCCUUGAGGUUCUCUUUGAAAAAUUUCGCAGCAAGGGUGCUUUUGUUGCCAUACAGGCUGUGUUGGCGUUGUACACGGGUGGACGAACAACGGGUGUCGUGCUCGAUACCGGGGCUGGCAUCAGCCAUGUGGUACCGGUGUAUGAAGGAUAUGCAAUUCACCACGCCAUAUGCCGACUGGAGUAUGCAGGAAAACAUCUGACUGAAUAUCUGAGAGAACUGCUGACGGAAAGAGGAUACUAUUUUACCACAACUGCUGAACGUGAGAUUGUUCGUGACAUCAAAGAGAGCUUAUGCUUCGUGAGUGAAGACUUUCUCUCUGACAUGAAGAUUGCUUCCAGCAACUUGAAGGCGUUCGAUCAGAAGUACACGUUGCCCGAUGGACAAGAGAUCACUGUUGGAUCGGAGCGGUUCCGGUCUACCGAAAUGCUAUUUCGGCCAAACUUCAUCAACCUGGAAGAUCCUGGAAUACAAGGAGCCGUCUAUGACACUGCCAUGAGAUGUGAUGUGGACAUUCGAAAGGACAUCCUGGACAAUGUCUUGAUUUCUGGAGGGAACAGUCUCUUUCCUGGGCUGUCGUCAAGGCUAAAACAGGAGUUACAGGCAAUGUGCCCAUGUCCAGUGCGAGUUUGGGCGCCAGCGGAAAGAAGAUACGCUGUGUGGCUUGGAGGUUCCAUCCUGGGAUCGCUGUCCACCUUUCGGGAGAUUUGCGUUACUAGGAGUGAAUAUGAAGAUUAUGGGCCGCAUAUUGUACAUCGGAAAUGUUUUUGA
Molecule: messenger RNA, 1113 nt
Organism: Uloborus diversus
Lineage: Eukaryota; Metazoa; Arthropoda; Arachnida; Araneae; Uloboridae
Exons: 6
Coding region: 1-1113 (370 amino acids)
Source: RefSeq, a predicted model, not a curated record